Molecule: messenger RNA, 1010 nt
Organism: Magallana angulata
Lineage: Eukaryota; Metazoa; Mollusca; Bivalvia; Ostreida; Ostreidae
Product: neuronal acetylcholine receptor subunit alpha-10-like
Exons: 4
Coding region: 233-928 (231 amino acids)
Biological process (GO): signal transduction; regulation of membrane potential; nervous system process
Cellular component (GO): neuron projection; synapse; membrane
Molecular function (GO): extracellular ligand-gated monoatomic ion channel activity; transmembrane signaling receptor activity; neurotransmitter receptor activity
Source: RefSeq, a predicted model, not a curated record
UGUUUGGAAUUAAACCUAAAUUUUAGUUUGCUUCGCGAAUGUCACUAAUAUGUUUCAGAAAACGUUUGAAGCAGGAUUUACCUUAAAUAUUGUGCUACGGACGUAGAGGAAUAUCAAUUACUCAUAUACUCUAGCAGACGAUACACGGCGAAACAAUCUAAGGCAAUUACAUCGUCUGUGUGCCUUUUAGAAUCAAAUACAAAAUUCUAGCUACAUAUGCACAUUUCUAAAAAUGUGUAGAAAAUUCCUCCUUCAAGUUGUUUUAAUCGGACUUUUUAUAAUCGGUGGCUGUAAUGGUUACCCGGACAUGCCUGAGGAGCGGUUGUUGGAUGCGCUGUUUCAGAAAUACAACAAGAAUGCACGACCAGCCACGGUCCUCAUGCCUGUAGUGACCGUUGACCACGGCAUGGAUCUUAUCCGUAUUAACAGCUUUAAAGAUAACACACUGAGGACGGACGUAUGGGAGAGGAUGACGUGGCAUGACCCUCGUCUGGUGUGGAACCCAAGCAACUACUUUGGUCUGACGUCAUUAAGCAUUACACCGGAUAUGGUCUGGACGCCGGAUGUGACGUUAUAUAACGGUGUGGGUGAAAUUCAGAAAGCUGAUCUUUUCCGGAGAAUCACUGUCAACAGCAACGGAAUGUUACUCUGGCUUUUUCCCGCGCAACUUGAGAGUGCAUGCGUUUACAAAAAGAAAAACGGCAAAUAUGAUUGUCGCUUGAAAUUUGCUUCCUGGACCUACAACGGUCUUCAGUUAAAUUUAACCCACACAGACAGACAGCUGGGCAUGUCAAACUUCUACCCGAACCCGGACUAUGAAAUCAUGGGUACAAACUCCACGCUUAACUUGAUGAGGUACGCAUGUUGUCCAGAACCGUACCCAGACGUGUCCUACCAGGUGUCGUUCAAGGGAGUCGGGAAGGGAUAGACCAAGAUAGAGGGUUAAACAAAACCUUUCUUAAAUGAUUUUAGACCGAUAUAUACCAAUAAAGUUAUAAUGUAACAAUGCA